GUGACGUCGUUCCCGUGUGAAUUUAUUUUGGAUAGUCUUUCCGCGUGUACAAAUUUUGCAUAGCCGUUCCGCGAGCACUUUCGCUACGUACAAAAAAUAUAGUUUUGUAUUGAAGCGAAGUACGAAUACGACAUGGCGCAGUCGGCAGAUAAAACGCCACGCACGCGAGAUCAGAAAAAGAAGAAGGUCAAAGAUUUGGCCCGCGAGUUAGCCGAGGAGAAGGCGAAGAAUGCGACAUUGAGGGAAGCUUUAGAUCGUAGCCUUCAAGAAAAUCCUGAGUUGGAUUUCAAUGCGGAAAACAGGAUGAGCAGUACUCGCCACAUGGGCCCACAGAGCUUCGAGGAAUCGAAAUUUUUUUCUUCCAUGAAUCAACUCUCAGUCGCAUCAAUCAACGUGCCCGAAUGCAAAGCCCCGGACGGUGAAGAGAUUCAUCGUCAAACAUAUGAGAUGUGGAAAGAUCUGCUAGUAGAUUCUCUCAAGCUGGCGGGUGUUGACGAUGAAUCCACGAAAUUUACGGUUUUCAAAGUUAAGGCUGGAACACGACUCCUUGAGAUAUACCGGAAUACCAAAUCUCGAGAUGACGCACCGGACCAAGUUACAGCACCGUUCUCGAAUGCGCUGCAUCGCCUUCGGACGUACUUCGGGUCGGGAUCGGACGUAAUGUUGAUGAGACGUAAGCUGUCACUUAUGAUGCAGAAGCCAGAGGAAACGGACCUCAGCUUCAUAACAAGAGUCGGCUCGACAGCACGCUUGUGUGAAUUCGAUACAGAAAAGGAGUUUGAAGAAAUUGUGUCUACAGUUGCGGAGCACGCUAGAAGCAGAGAGGUACGUACCACGGCUUUAAAAAUGUUAAGUCGCAAAUGCACUUUUAUUGACCUGGUAGACAAAGUGCGUGAGAUUGAGACGAUAAGAUUAAACGAAGAAUAUGUAAUGCGCAGACAUCACAAUACCGAACCAGCAUCAGUUGCUCCGGUUCAAUCCCUUGCUAUGUGGGACAAUCUACGAGAGCAGAGAUAUCCAGGAAACUUCAUUCCCCGUGGAUCACGCGGCGGCAGUUUUCAACGUGGAAGUACAAGUCGUCGAGGUACAUGGCAAGCUAAUAGAGGCAGACAACGAGGCGGAUUUCAAACUCAUCAAUUAAAAAACGGCUCCCUUCGAAGUGAACGAUGCUGGAGAUGUGGUGGUGUGUACCAUUCAGCAAGUGAGUGUACUGCGAGAGUUAAAAGUUGCAACCGGUGUGGACGUCUUGGACACAUCCAAAGAGUGUGUUCAUAUUCGGAGGCCAACAAGCGUCCGGCAACAGAAGUAUUGGAUACGGUUCCCAACAAAAUAGCUGCAAUUGAGGUUCCAGAUGAAGAACUCAAAGACGAACCGGAAACAAAGAUUGCUUCGUCUCCACAUGCUUGUACUGCACUGGUUUCUUCUAACCGAACAGAGCAAGAUUCUAAACCAGCAAAAAUGAUAUCCGAAUCCUUGAGAUGCCCAACUGAAGCGAUAGCGCUAUCUGCUCCUUCGACUAUUACAAACGUGUGUGUACUAGUUGGCGCUAAAAAAAAUGAUAACAGUGUACAUCCACGAGUGAGUAUAGUAAGUGCAAUAUCACCUGAGUCAACGACACUGAUGACCGAAGGCACAAUUUUGGCUACUGUGGCUGGUUUACGGUGCUCAUUUUUGAUUGAUUCUGGAGCAGAAGUGAAUACCUUCAUGCUAAAAUUGUUUAACCAAAUGGUCUCGGAUCCAAAAUACAACAACGAACUAUUCGACGUAAGCUAUACAUCAGAUCGAUCUCUCAAAGCUUACGCAACAUCUGGAAGAAUUGAUGUAUUAGCGACAUUCCAUGCGUAUUUGCACAUUUCCGAAGACAGGCCGACGCUAUUGGAGAAAUUUUAUGUGGUGAAGGAAAAUCGAGCACUUUUGAGUCGACAGACGGCAUGCAGAUAUAGCGUACUCAUGCUUGGAUUGAAUGUCCCAAUCAGACCACACACAACUGGAACAAGAGAUGAACUAUUUGCCGGAGAGAUUGCAGCAAUUAGCUCCAAUGGUAUUUUUCCGAAAUUCAACGUCCCACCCGUAAAAAUCUAUUACGAUACAACGAAGGCGCCAUGCAGAAACGUUUUCGUUAAUGUUCCACUGGCCGUUAAACCAUUGGUGGAGAAGCGACUACGUGAAUUAGUAUCAGCAGAUAUUAUCGAGAGAGUGAUUGACGGAAUGGAUACUUCCUUCUGCUCAUCUAUGUUGGUGGUACCAAAGGGGAAGGACGAUAUACGGCUGGUGAUUGACUUGAGAGGACCGAACCGAUAUAUUCAACGAAAUCCAUUCGCAAUGCCAACAUUGGAAAAAAUAUUAGCCGAACUUGAUGGAGCAGCAUGGUUUUCCGAUUUAUCUCUCAAACGCUUUCUUCCAUAUUGAACUCGACGAGGCAUCGCGACACCUUACGAACUGCUUUACGGAGUAUGGAAUGUUCAGGUGCGUCAGGCUUCCUUUUGGAUUAA
This is a messenger RNA of Armigeres subalbatus, 2492 nucleotides long. RefSeq lists its product as uncharacterized. The transcript has 4 exons. The record is from RefSeq and is a predicted model, not a curated record. Gene Ontology annotation, molecular function: zinc ion binding; nucleic acid binding. Lineage: Eukaryota; Metazoa; Arthropoda; Insecta; Diptera; Culicidae. The coding region runs from base 133 to 2409 and encodes 758 amino acids.